GAACAUUUUCUGCAGCAUCUCAUCAACCAGACCAAACGCACUCGGGAAGUGGAUGAAUGUUUCCGCUUGCUCUACGAGACUUCGCCAUUUCAUCAAGUUCUUCUCGGCUAAAUAAUUAGCUACAGGAAAUCAGUUCAAGAUCUACCCAACUUACCAUGUCUGGUUCUGGAUGGGGUGUUCCAGCCCAGAGAAGCUUACAGCGGGCUCCAGAGAUUAUUUUAGUGAAGCUGGGGGACUGCAAUCAAACAGUGGAAUUCAAUGUGAUUGUCAAAGAGGAGGAGGAGGAGAGAGAAAUCAAUGAGGGGGAGGAGGAAGAGCGAGAGGAUGACAGGGACUCUGUUGACCCAGUAUACCCCUCAGGCUUCUGUAUGUGUAAGAGGGAAGGAGAGAUCCCCAACCCAGACUCGGUCAACAAGCCCAGUUCCACAGCAUCAAGACUGCCUGGUUGUGGGAGUUACCCCUGUCCUCAAUGUGGAAAGUUUUUCAGUUCCUCAACUCAUCUAAAGAAUCAUCAAAGAGUACACACUGGAGAGAAACCUUUUGACUGCUCGGCAUGUGGGAAGAGUUUCAGUGAGAAAGUAAACCUUAAGAGACAUGAGAGAGUACAUAGUGGAGAGAAGCCUUACCACGGCACCACGUGUCGGAAGAGCUUCAAUCACUCAGGAAGCCUUAAGGAACACCAGCGACUACAUACAUGGGAGAAACCUUACCACUGCUCUCUUUGUGGGAAGUGUUUCAAUCGAGCAGGAGACCUGAAAACUCAUAAGAAAUCACACAGUGGAAAGAAGCCUACCUGUACUUUCAAUGUGAUUGUCAAAGAGGAGGAGGAGGAUGAGGAGAAGGAAAAGAGGGAAGAGCAGGAACCUAGUGGUGUAGUUGACCCAGAUACAUCAAGACUAUCUGGUCGUGGUCGUUACCCCUGUCCUCAAUGUGGGAAGAGUUUCAGUUCCUCAGGUAAGCUAAAGAAUCAUCAGAGUGUACACACUCGAGAGAAACCAUUCCACAGUGCCACAUGUGGGAAGAGUUUCAGUGUAAAAGUCAACCUCACGAGGCAUGAGAUGGUACAUAGUGGAGAGAAUCCGUACCACUGCACCAAAUGUGGGAAGAGCUUCAUCAUUCAUUCUGGAAGCCUUACACAUAGAGUACCUACAGGGGAGAAGCCUUACCACUGCUCUCUGUGUGGGGAGGGAUUCACUCAGCUAAGAAGUCUUAAAAGUCAUGAGAGAACAUCCAUUGGAGGGAAGCCUGCCUGUGCUUUUAAUGUAAUUGUCCAAGAGGAGGAGGGAGAAAAGAAAGAAGUUGAGGACAAUAGCGGUGUAGUAGACAGUGCAUGUCGGAGCAAAAAACAAGGCACGAGGUCGAAGGAAUUGUCCGUAGAGCUCCGAGACAGGAUUGUGUCGAGGCACAGAUCUGGGGAAGGGUACCAAAAGAUUUCUGCAGCAUUGAAGGUCCCCAAGAACACAGUGGCCUCCAUCAUUAUUAAAUGGAAGAAGUUUGGAACCACCAAGACUCUUCCUAGACCUGGCCGCCCGACCAAACUGAGCAAUUUGGGGAGAAGGGCCUUGGUCAGGGAGGUGACCAAGAACCCGAUGGUCACUCUGACAAAGCUCCAGAGUUCCUCUGUGGAGAUGGUUGUCCUUCUGGGAGGUUCUCCCAUCUCUGCAGCACUCUACCAAUCAGGCCUUUAUGGGAGAGUGGCCAGACGGAAGCCACUCCUCAGUAAAAGGAACAUGACAGCCCGCUUGGAGUUUGCCAAAAGGCACCUAAAGGACUCUCAGACCAUGAGAAACAAGAUUCUCUGGUCUGGUGAAAACAAGAUUGAACUCUUUGGCCUGAAUGCCAAGUGUCACAUCACCAUCCCCAUGGUGAAGCAUGGUGGUGGCAGCAUCAUGCUGUGGGGAUGUUUUUCAGCUGCCGGGACUGGGAGACUAGUCAGGAUCGAGGGAGAGAUGAACAGAGAAAAAUACAGAGAGAUCCUUGAUGAAAACCUGCUCCAGAGUGCUCAGGACCUUAGACUGGGUCAAAGGUUCACCUUCCAACAGGACAACGACCCUAAGCACACAGCAAAGACAACCCAGGAGUGGCUUCGUGACAAGUCUCUGAAUGUCCUUGAGUGGCCCAGCCAGAGCCCGGACUUGAACCCGAUCGAAAAUCUCUGGAGAGACCUGAAAAUAGCUGUGCAGCGACGCUCCCCAUCCAACCUGACAGAGCUUGAGAGGAUCUGCAGAGAAGAAUGGGAGAAAUUCCCCAAAUACAGGUGUGCCAAGCUUGUAGCGUCAUACCCAAGACGACUUGAGGCUGUAAUCGCUGCCAAAGGUGCUUCAACAAAGUACUGAGUAAACGGUCUGAAUACUUAUGUAAAUGUAUUAUUUUAAAUAAAUUUGCUAAAAUUUC
Oncorhynchus nerka (sockeye salmon) is the source of this 2394-nucleotide messenger RNA. Its product is annotated as zinc finger protein 484-like. Gene Ontology annotation, biological process: DNA transposition; regulation of transcription by RNA polymerase II; DNA integration. NCBI's taxonomy places the organism in Eukaryota, Metazoa, Chordata, Actinopteri, Salmoniformes, Salmonidae. Gene Ontology annotation, molecular function: DNA-binding transcription factor activity, RNA polymerase II-specific; RNA polymerase II cis-regulatory region sequence-specific DNA binding. The transcript is spliced from 4 exons. Gene Ontology annotation, cellular component: nucleus. The coding region runs from base 156 to 2336 and encodes 726 amino acids. The record is from RefSeq and is a predicted model, not a curated record.